AUGGAUAGAGACAAAAGAGGGAUCUCGUCUCUGAAGAACGAUCGGCGGGCUUCGCGGUCCUCUGUCCCCUCGGCUGUUAUGGACGACGACAGUUCGUCUCACCUGUCUCCUACCGCCCCAGGAGCCACGCGAGAACGAGAAGAAGGAAGAAGUCUGGCCAGAGAACCUAACGAAGAAAAGCCGGGCGUCUCGACUCCUCAGUUGGCCGGGGGGGACUCACGCGGCAGGCACGGCAGUGGACGCACCCGCGGCAAACGAGGUAAAUCGCGGAGUGUAGACGUUUCUGCGUCUGCUGCGUUUCCUGGUGGAGAGACAGAUGUCUCUGUUCUGCCUUCCGGGGAGAAGUCUCCUGCGCUCGAGCCUGGGUCAAACGAAGCUUCAGCCUCGCUGCCUGUCUCCCCCUCUCGCCCAACUAGCGGCUGCGUGGCGACCGCGGUGUUCGCUGCACGCAUUGUGUCGCCAGACGGUCGCCCCUCCCCCUCUCCCGCUUCUUCGGGAGAUCUCUCGGGUUCGUGCAGUCCUUGCGCGACGAACCGAGGUGCGGCUGCGGAGGCGGCUUCUGUCUGUUCUCUGUCUCCACCCGCCCAGGAGACAGGCGCGUCCGCGAAGAGUCUCGCCCAGAGUGUCGAGAACGCGAGUUGUGCCCGGGGCAGGCCUACUUCCUGCGCGUCGGCUGCCUCGCCCCCCUCUGCCUUUGCGGAGCGUGAGCAGUUGCACGAAGCUCGCGAGGUCAUGAAGAAGGCCAAGAAGGGGAGCGGGGGUGGAGACGAAGAGAAGGACAGGCGGAAGGCGAAGCCUGUGGAGAGAGACGGGCGUGCGAGCUCCGCUGUGGCAAACUCAGAAACGGAAGAAGACACAGCGGAGAGUGCCCGGAGAGAGCUCAGUGCGUCUCCUCAGGCAGCGAUGGCGGAGGCCGCGCAGUGUCGGGCCGAGACUCCGGAGGAGUGUGCAGAUGUCUCGACCGGGGAUAGCCAAGGCAGUCCCGCGACCCGGCAGAGUGAAGAGUCUUUUCCUGUGACACAGAAAUGCGAAAACGCGCCUGGAGGGCCUUCCUCGAAAGCGAAGAAAGCGACACGUGAGAACGGCCGGCAGCCAGACCCCGCGCUGAUCCACGACCGGCACUUCAUCUUUGCCUCGCCCUCCCCUUCGAAUUCGCGGAAAAGCCCGACUUGUUCCCCGUCCCCUCACAGCCAGGACGCCAGAGAAGCCACACCAGGCAGCGCGCCUCUCCCUGCCUCGGCGGCCGCGCCACAGGCAGCUCCGGACCCGUCCGAGAAAGGUGCGCUCUGUCCCGUCGCCCCCCAGGAGGUUCCCCCCGCGUUUCCUGGUUCUCCCGGAUGUUUUCCAGCGGGAAGCGCAGCGUCUCCGCUGUCUCCGCCGGGGGGUCAGGCGCCUCGCCCCGAGCCUGUGUUCCCGGGGCAGGGGUUACUCAGUCUCCGUCGGUCUCUGCGCCAUCGCCAGCCGGUGCGGCAGGGCGCGGGUGUCUCGCCUUCGCCCCACGGUGCCCCGGGGAGCAGCUUGAGCAGCCGCAGCGCGAGUCCGAGCCGGCGGGGCGGGGUGUCUCCUGGGGGACCUGCAGCCGCGGUCGGAAAGCCCACGCCCUCGCCUGGAGCCGCGAAACAUCCCAGCCACAAGGCCCCGGGGGCCGCGAGCGCCGCGCUUCACGACGCGUGGCUCAAGGCGUCGCCGAGCGCCGGCCCGCAAGCGAGUUUUUCCGGCAAGUCCCUUCUCGCAUCCCCUUCUGCCUCGACGCCCGCGGGCCUCGCGGGGCCCGGAGCCCCGGCGGCCAAAAAGAAGGCGGGGCAAGUCCAGAGCGCCGCGGGGAAGUCGCGGGGGGGGGCGCCCUUCGUUCUCUCCGAGUACUGGUCCGGGUUGACUCUCGACGAGAUGGAAAAGGGCGAGGCAGCUUGGACGCGCGCCGCAGCGGGUCUGCUCCCCGCGUCGCCACACAAAACCCCUGCGAGCUCGCCCAGUCUGGGGGCUCCGCGAGACGAGGACGGCUCGUCAGCUGCGGUCGACAAAAGAGAGAAGGCUCCUGUGGGGACGGGCCGGAGCCAGGCCACGCAGCUCUGUGCUCUGGCGAGCAAGCAGGGGACACUCACGCUCGGUGCAUGCGUCGACCCCGUCGCGGCAGUCUGUUGGGGCGGCGCCGGCGUGGACUCGCGCGUCCUGGCGCCUCAGGGCGAGCGCGUCGCGCUCGGUUCCGGAGACGCGCUGAGCAGGAAGAGAGUGCAUGUCUCCGACGGCUUCGCGGACUGCCGCGCAGCACCUGGCGCGGCGAGGGCCCAUCCUGGGAAGCUUGCGAAGGCGAAGAACACCCCGAGCUGGGACCUGUGUGGGGCCGAGCCGAGUCCGCUCGACUUCCUCCCGCUGGGUCUGGGAUCGGCGCCUGUGAAGAAACCGAAAGUCGGGAGUGGCGGGGAACCUUCCGCGGAGACCGAGCACGCAGCGAAAAGGUCCGGAAAGGCGACUGCUGGAGCGCGCAGUGGGGCGUUGGGCGACGACGGCGAGCGGGGGCGAGGCCGCGGGCGAGACGAGAACGAGGGACUGCGCUUCGACGUCUCCUGGUUCCUCGCCGAUGGCGACUCUCCACUCGCAAGUGGACACGGGACGCGAGGGUCCAGGUGGGAGAGCUUGUGGGUCCGCCCAGCUUCGCCAGUGCGCAAGGUGCCCGUGAGGCGGGAGGGGCCGAACUCGGAGACUCGCAGAAAGCCAGCGAGGGAGACCGACGACGCCUCGGCCGCGAAGCGCCACAAGGGAGACAGUGGAAGCGAAGAAGCGGCGAGCCUGGAGCUCGGCUCAGAAUCGAGUGAUUCGGAGGACUUCGAGUCCCUUUCUGACGCGGCUGCGUCGGCCACGCGUUUUCCCGCCGCCGACGGACACUUCCCGGAAGUCCCACGCUGCUGCUACUGUCUCCUCCCGCGGCGGAUUCCUGCGAGAACAGCCGAGGUCGGCUCCUCGCGCAGCGCCGCGCUCGGAUGGAGCCAGGAGACCGGCCAAACGCGUCGCGAUCGUCUCCGCCUGUACUGCGCGUGCACGACCCGGGCGUUUGGCGAGAGUGUGUUGCAGGGCGCUGCAGGCCAGCGGGGUCUUCUUCUUCCCGUGCCGGCGAGCUCGCUCCAGUACGCAGUGUGCGACGUCACUCUGGAUGGCGCGGGAGGCGAGGCGCCAACGGGGGGCGUUGUUUCGACAUCUGACAUUGCUCCUUCGGGCGGCGCUUCCGCGGGUGUCCGAGACGACCGCUUGGGGGCGGGGAGGCCGGCAGACGCGCGAGAGCCUCCCGAGGCCCACGCGCCCGUUGAGGCGAUCUAUCGAUGGAGAGAUCCGUGCACACUUCAGACGUUUUCCUCUCCUCUGGAUCGAAUUCAGGGCAGCCUUGCGGCGACAGCGGCCGUCGCGGCCGCCGCAGAGAGCGCUGGAAAGCGCGUCGUCUUUCUGCCUAGGCUGUACUGGGACCGCGAGGCCGACUGCUACAUUGCGUCCUGUCUCCGGUGGGAAGAUGAAGAAGCGGCGCAGCCGGAAGAGGCGAGCAAAGAAGAGCGAGAGAAGACGCGGGGUGCGGAGAAGCCUGCGGCGACGCGCGGCAGAGGCGAGAAGAAAGCUGAAGAAGGGCGAACCGCUCUGGACCCGGCGCGCAGACGGUGUCUGAAGCUUCUCCAAAAGAAGUUCAGUGUCGCGUUCUUGGGAGACGCGAAGGCCCAUUUCUACGCUUCCGAAUGGCUGCGGUGGCAACACAACGGACACCGCGCGAUGAUGGAAGAGAGGAAGCAAGAGAUCGCGAGACAGUUGGCCUCGCCUCUGCUCGCAGGCCGCAGGGCGACGGCGAAGGGUCCGGGGGUGGGCGGGGCCGGAGCCAAGAGGGGCUCUGCGCUCAGCGCCGCACAGCUAGCCCUCGCGUCGGGUCGUCCGUUGACUCCAGAGGAAGAAGAGGAGUUGAGGAGACAAAUCGAGAACAAAGAGAGACAGAAGAAGCAAAAGCUGCUUCGACAGCAGUGGAGGCGCCAACAGGCGCGAGAGGCGAAGCUGCGACUCCAGCGAGAGGCUGAGGAGGCCGCCGCAGCCGCCGCAGCCGCCGCAGCCGCAGGUGCGGGACAAACCCGCUCGCCGCAGUCGCAGCAGAAAUCCGCUUUAUCCCUUUCGCGGCAAGGACCCAAGAACGAAUUGCCCCACCCCUGCGCUUCUGGCGCCUCUCUCGCUCCCGCCGCUGCGCCAAAGGGCGGCAGUCUCGUUGCUGGCGAGUUUGCAGGCGCGGGGCCCAGUGAGGGCGUGGGUACGCGCCGGAGCACGGCCGCUGCAGGCGCGGCAUCCGCCGAGAAGGGUGUCGGGAGAAAGGGGGACUCUGUGGCAAGAGACACUGCGAGUCUCUCUCUCGACGCGCCUCCCAAGUCCACCAUGGUGACCAGAGGAGGCGGGCGAGGUCCCGUAGCUGUGACGCGCUCGGUUUCUUCUCCUUCCGGGCGGGCGUCAGGCUCCGCCGGCUCUCCGCCCUCCGGAAGUUCAGGAUCUAGGUAG
Molecule: messenger RNA, 4512 nt
Organism: Neospora caninum
Lineage: Eukaryota; Apicomplexa; Conoidasida; Eucoccidiorida; Sarcocystidae
Exons: 1
Coding region: 1-4512 (1503 amino acids)
Source: RefSeq, a predicted model, not a curated record